AUGACUCAAAUAGUUGUUUUAGGGGCCGGAGUGAUUGGUCUUACAACGGCCAUUGAGUUGAAAAAAUCCAACCCUGGUUUCCAAAUCACAAUUGUGGGACACCACUUGCCUGGAGACAUUGAUCAAUCUUAUACCUCCCCCUACGCCGGCGCCAAUUGGGCCUCGUUUGCAACUCUGGAAGAUAGGAGACUACAAGAAUUUGACAAGCCGGCUUAUAAGAAAUUCAUACAGCUAGCCGAGACGGAUCCAAGAGCAGGCGUGUGGAAGGUCAACACUGUCUCAUACUACACCAACUAUGCCGUGGCUAAAGCCAAGGGCAAGAUGCUGGAGUUUUUGCCAUGGUACAGAAACUUUGUUGACGAUUUCAAAGUAGUCGAGCCGAGCAAACCCGAUAUUGCAUUUGCCAACUCCUACACAGGGGUAGUGAUUUCCGUGCCCACCUACUUGAAAUUCUUGGUGCAGCAGAACAAGGAAUUGGGCAAUGUGAUUGCUAGGAUCCCGUUGAUUGCCGAUAUUGGCGAGGCUAGAAACCUCACUGCCGUGGGGAAAAAAGCCGACUACGUGAUCAACGCCGGUGGAUUGCGUGCUUCGUCGUUGAAAGGAGUUGAAGAUAAAAAAUUCAAUUUCCCCGUGAAGGGGCAGACUCUACUUGUCAAGAACAACAUCAAGGACAUGAUUCUGGUGUCGGGGUUCCCCGGCUUGGACGACGAGAUCUUGUACAUGAUGCCUCGCGUUGAAGGGGGCACGAUUAUUGGCGGGUGUUUUCGCGCUGGCGACAAGGACCCCAAAGAAGAUAAGGACUUGACUGCAAGACUCAUCAGGCGGGCAAUGAAGUAUGCCCCUGAAAUUGUCGAUCCAAGAUACAAGAAGAACCCGAAACAAGUGGAGGUUGUCAGGGUCAAUGUUGGAUUUAGACCGUUUAGAGAAGACGGGUUCCGCGUUGAAGUGGACAAGAAGAAGAAAUGGUUGGUGCAUGCAUAUGGGGCUGGAGGCGGAGGGUAUCAAGGAAGCUAUGGCGUUGCUCGGGAAUUGGUCAAGAUCAUCGACUCUGAAGUAACGAGCCGUCCGAAAUUCUGA
Molecule: messenger RNA, 1077 nt
Organism: Lodderomyces beijingensis
Lineage: Eukaryota; Fungi; Ascomycota; Pichiomycetes; Serinales; Debaryomycetaceae
Source: the annotation of a GenBank genome assembly